UUGACAAGUGAAGUGUCCACAAACUGGCAGCACAGAGAACCUGAAGCAAUAUAAGAUAAAUUUGUGAAAACUGGCUUCCAGGAAAUAGCAACAGCAAUGAGUGAGAAGACAUCUCCUAGGAAAAGACCAGCAGAUGACAGUGAUGAGGAGGAAUGGAUUGGACCACUGCCUUCUGAAGCUGCCAAGCCGAAAAAGAAAAAAGUUCUCCCAUUCGAAUCGCUCUACAUUGAAAAUCUUCCCAAUGCGGAGAGUUAUGAAAAAAGUUACAUGCAUCGAGAUGCAAUCACUCAUCUAGUUACCACCAAAACGGAUUUCCUCGUCACUGCUAGUGUCGAUGGUCAUAUCAAAUUUUGGAAAAAGAUGGAGGAUGGCAUUGAAUUCGUUAAGCAUUUUCGAAGCCAUUUGGCUCCUAUUACCUGGCUUUCGACCAACUCCAAUGGCACCCUACUUUGUACAGCUUCGGCGGACAAGAGCAUGAAAAUAUUCGAUGUUAUUAACUUCGACAUGAUUAAUAUGAUAAAACUGGAUUUCGUUCCUGGUUGCGCAGAGUGGAUUCAUUCUCCGGGCGAUGCUAUUUCAGCACUAGCGGUGGCGGACAAAAAUUCCCCGAAAAUUUAUAUUUACGACGGGCAAGGGACGAACACUCCCCUACAUGUUCUGGAAAAGCUGCAUACAACUCCUGUGCUGGCAAUGAAAUACAAUGUUACCUUUGAUAUAGUACUUUCAGUUGACCGUGUAGGAAUCCUCGAAUACUGGAUGGGCGCGAGAAAUGAUUACAAGUUCCCGUCGAAAAUAGUCUCAUUCGAAUCGAAAUUGGAUACAGAUUUGUACGAAUUCGCAAAACAAAAGACGAUAGUUACCGGGCUUGCUAUAACAAAUGAUGGCAAGAGAUUUGCCACACUGUCGACUGAUAGGAAAGUACGGGUAUUCUCACUUUUAUCAGGAAAGCUGAUACGCGUGUAUGACGAAACGUUGGCGAGGUAUACCGAACUUCAACAGACAACACAAGCGCUACCAAACAUGGACUUCGGAAGAAGAAUGGCAAACGAACGGGAUCUAGAAAAGUCCGAAUCAUUCGCUUAUAACAACGUUCUCUUCGACUACAGUGGUCAUUUCCUACUCUAUCCAACAAUGCUUGGUAUCAAGCUCGUGAACAUUGAAACGAACAAAUGCAUAAAAAUUCUCGGGAAAAGUGAUAACUUGAGACCUCUCAAUAUUGCCCUAUUUCAGGGUCGCGCUCGAAAAUCCAAGGCAGCUAUCACGCUUGAACACGAAGCUUCGGAGAAUCCAACUCUGCAGUCUGUAUCCAGCGAUCCAACUGUAUUUUGUACUGCUUAUAAAAAACAACGUUUCUACCUCUACAGCAGGCGUCUUCCUUCAGAUCUUCAAGAUAUUGAUCGAGACAUAUUCAAUGAGAAACCUUCCAAAGAAGAUAUUAUUGCGGUACCUGAAGGACAAGAUGAAGGCGUUCAACGGAUUUAUGAGAAAGCCAUCAUUCACACAACAAUGGGCGAUAUUCAUAUGAAACUUUUUGCGAAAGAGUGUCCAAAAACGGUGGAAAACUUCUGCGUGCAUAGCAAAAAUGGAUAUUAUAACGGACACAUCUUCCACAGAGUUAUUAAAGGAUUCAUGGUCCAAACUGGAGAUCCAACGGGCACUGGAACGGGAGGUCAAUCGAUCUGGGGGCAUGAUUUCAAAGAUGAGUUUGUUUCCAACUUAAAACACGAUAGACCGUACACUGUCAGCAUGGCAAACGCCGGACCGAACACAAAUGGCAGCCAGUUUUUCAUCACCGUUUUACCAACACCUUGGUUGGAUAAUAAGCACACAAUCUUCGGAAGAGUUUUUAAGGGAAUGGAAGUUGUACAAAAUAUUUGUAAUGCCAAGACAAAUCCUAAAACCGAUAAGCCGUACGACGACAUUAAGAUUAUUUCUAUAUAUUUAAGUAAUUAAGUUUUUAAGUGAAUAAAGUAAGAAGAUUUUUUUGCUUAAUCGAAA
Hermetia illucens (black soldier fly) is the source of this 1998-nucleotide messenger RNA. RefSeq names its product peptidylprolyl isomerase domain and WD repeat-containing protein 1. The transcript has 14 exons. Bases 97 to 1953 code for a protein of 618 amino acids. Gene Ontology annotation, biological process: protein peptidyl-prolyl isomerization. Gene Ontology annotation, molecular function: peptidyl-prolyl cis-trans isomerase activity; protein binding. The record is from RefSeq and is a predicted model, not a curated record. Lineage: Eukaryota; Metazoa; Arthropoda; Insecta; Diptera; Stratiomyidae.